This is a messenger RNA of Mesorhabditis spiculigera, 288 nucleotides long. The record is from the annotation of a GenBank genome assembly. NCBI's taxonomy places the organism in Eukaryota, Metazoa, Nematoda, Chromadorea, Rhabditida, Rhabditidae.
AUGUUCAUGGACCCGAUCGUGCGCGCCCUCUGCCGGGCCGCCGAAAAGAAGCCAUUCACUUUUGAGGAUUUCACGGAGCUCUCCGACGUCAACUUCAACAGCCGACGCGAAGAAGCAUGGCGAUUACUGUUCAUCGACGAGGAGACGAAUCGACAGCAGAAAGCGCUACGCGCCGAGCGGCAGCGGCGUCGUGAGGCCGACGCAUGCACACGCGCCGCGGCCGCCACGCAAGACUGCUUCGCUCCGCAGUGGGUUGGCGACGUGCAGCUGCAGUUCUUCAUCGAGCUC